This is a messenger RNA of Salmo salar (Atlantic salmon), 4303 nucleotides long. Lineage: Eukaryota; Metazoa; Chordata; Actinopteri; Salmoniformes; Salmonidae. The record is from RefSeq and is a predicted model, not a curated record.
AGAGAUGAACCCAACAGGGAGAGAGAAGAUACGAGUGAUAGAGAAGCUAGAGAUUUAUAGAAGAUAUACGGUAUAUAGAGAGAUAUAGAGAAGAGCGAGACACAGAGAGAGAGAGAGAGAGAGAGAGAGAGAGAGAGCAUCAGCAUCUAUGGAUCAGUCUGCUGUAAUAUAAAGAAGAAGCUGUUAUUAUCACCAAACUGUGCGUCACAAUUAACGCCAUUAUGUUUAUCCUGAGAAAAGAGCGAUUUCGUAGACUACACCAUUCUUUUGACUAUAUACGAAUUACAGUCAUGUUCUUUUUAUGAGCUAGCAUAUCCAGACCGCUUAUGGAACACUGUUAAAUGAGACUAGAAAAUCUGCAUUGCCUGCCACUGUCUGUGGAGCCCUACGAUCGAGCGCACCACCCAGUCGAGACAGUAACGCAUGAUCACAAAGAGAUGUCAGGCAUUUUUGAAGAAACAUUUCAUGUUUUCUGUACCAUCAUCAGCCUCGCAAAAUACCAGAAGGUAGAAGAUUUUUAUUCUACAAUUAAUAAUCAAAUCAAGGUCCGUCCGGAGUCGUAGCCUAUUUCCAUGCUUUCUAUUUAUAAGGAGGCAAUGCUUCUCGACCAAGACCAAUGAGAUUUGUGCUGUGGCCGCAGCGAAGUAGAUUUGUAAAAAUACCGUAAAUACAUUUGGACAAUUGUCUUCUCGAAUGCUUUCACGGUAAACCUGUGUGAUUGAUUCUGAAUGGUGCGGCGAGAGAAGGCUAAUUCUGGGGUUUUUGGCACCAGCGGAUGCUGCGCCGAAGAAUGGGAUACGCCGACCCUACGUCGGGUAGAGAUUUACUCGGCAAUAGGUCGCUUUGUUUUAUAUUCAUUUGCGCAUUUGGACUGGUUACACUUUUACAACAGAUUCUCUAUGGAAAAAACUACAUUAAAAGGGAGGAGAUGGAAUCUGUCCCAUCCAGUAGGGGUCAGCGUCGUGGCCUGGGAGGCUACAGGUGCUAUGCACCUCUCAACGGUGGCCUAUAUGCCGCUGUUGUCUGUAAACCUGCGCAACAGUUUAGCCGACUCAAAGGAGACGAGACAGGAAAUUGGACCGGUCCUGUAAAUUUCUUGGAUGAUGGAUCUCUGAAGCCUGCCAGGAAUGGGAAGAAAAGGUAUCUGGACUCAUACGAUGGAUCCUAUGACUACAACUCCACUGCAUGCAAAGAGCUCAGGCAGGAGAUUAUGGAUGUCAAAGUCCUGACCAUGGUGAAGACGUCGGAGCUGUUUGAGAGAUGGAGGAACCUGCAGGUGUGCAAGUGGCAGCAAAACAUGGUGGAGACCAACAACUUCAAGAUGUCUCUGUCGCGGUGUUGUAAUGCACCCUCCUUCCUGUUCACAACCAAGAGGAACACUCCAGCAGGCACCAAGCUGAGGUAUGAGGUGGACACCAGUGGCAUCCUGCCCAUCAGUACUGAGGUCUUCAAGAUGUUUCCUGACGACAUGCCAUACUCCAAGUCUCAGUUUAAGAAAUGUGCAGUUGUUGGAAACGGAGGAAUCAUCAAGAACAGCAAAUGUGGGAAGGAUAUUGACUCCGCAGAUUUCGUGUUUAGAUGCAACAUACCACCUAUCAACGACAAGUAUUCAGCUGAUGUAGGCGCCAAAACGGAUCUGGUGACGAUUAAUCCAAGUAUUAUAACGGAGAGGUUCCAGAAGCUAGAGAAGUGGCGGCGACCAUUUUACGAGGUUCUUCAGAACUACGAGAACUCGUCAGUGGUCCUACCCGCCUUCUACAACACGCGUAACACUGACGUCUCCUUCCGGGUCAAGUACAUGCUGGACGACUUUGACUCCCAGAGGGGUGUGUUCUUCUUCCACCCCCAGUACCUGCUCAAUGUCCAGCGCUUCUGGACUGUCCAGGGUGUCCGCGCCAAACGCCUCAGCAGCGGCCUGAUGCUAGUCACUGCCGCCAUGGAACUGUGCGAGGAGGUCCACCUCUACGGCUUCUGGGCGUUUCCCAUGAACCCCUCGGGCAUUUUCAUCACGCACCAUUACUAUGACAACGUCAAGCCCCGCCCCGGGUUCCACGCCAUGCCCCAUGAGAUCUUUAACUUCAUGCACAUGCACACGCGAGGUAUCCUCAAUGUACACUCAGGACCUUGCACAUGAUCGUGCACCAGAGCCACGCCCCCACUGUAAUGCAUCGUGGGAAGUCACCAUUUACUCCUGUUUUUGUCUGGGUUCUUAAUUUACCAUCAUUUUGCAUAUCUUAAUUUCGAUACACUGGUGUUUUCUUACAGUUGACGAGAGAUGGCCUUUUGAGCUCACACCGUAUAUUUGUGCUUUUUACACUAGCUCCAUGUGUUGAAGGUUGCUUGCUUUUAUGCCAACACGAUCAUUUCUCUUGAUGUGUUUCAUACUCUCUUGCUGAAUAAGCAACUCCAAUGGCCGCUGGUAUCUCUGAUUCUGUAGGUUGCUUGUUCUAAUGUGAAGUGAUCUUUCCUAGUGGUGUCGUUUCUGUGAAAUCUUAGUGGCUCGGUGGUACUGCUGUACAGAGGUUUGAACUUAACGUGUUGCACAACUAUUUACACUGAAAUAAGGCCACUCUGUGUGUCCAUCACCUCCUCCUGUACUUUCUCUUUGCUGCUUCCUGUGUUAUGAUCCCCCCUCGUGCUCUCUUUCUCAGACACUCUGUAGGUGUGGCAGCUUUUAUUUAUGUCUGUGUAAAAAUCCUGAACACUAUUGACGUUGAGCGAAUCCAAAAUAUAUGUUCAAAGAUCCAAAUGUUUAACCUUCAGUUGUCCAGCUACAUUCAACUGUUUUAUAUGGGUAAAUAUUUAUUAUAAAACACUCCUGACCUGAGAGGACCUUUUUCAUAGGUCCAUUUUCUUCUGUACAACUGACUAGCCAAACACUGGAAGAUACCCUUAGAUAUUUCUGAUGUGAAAUGGUUGUGUUUUAUUUGCUUGCUGUUUUUGGACAAAGGUGAGAUGAUUAAUAUUUUAUAAUCACCACCACCAUAGUAGGCCACAUAGUUAGAAAAACACACCCUGGCCCUAGUUAUUGGGCACUGUUGACCAAUCUGAUUUCUCUCUGUCAUCCAUGUCUUAAAACCAUGCUGCCUUAUGAUAUAAAUGUACAAAUCCUCUCUCAGAUAUGCAAUUCACCCCUGAAUUGCUUAUCUAAUGGACGUUUGUAUCAAACAAACUCUUGUUCCUACUGUCUGCUGACUCACCUUAAUAACCAUGACGAGAAGAGGUUCACUUCUGCUGUUGAAAUGACUAAAUAUAAUAUAAUUCCUGUAAGAUAUAAUGCUAUUUGCAUACUCAUGUGAUGCUGUGCAUGAUUCUACUAUAUUCUCUGUUUUGUGUGUGCCUGCAACCAACACGUGUUUACAACGAUCAGCUUCUGCUAAAGCUCACAGAUCAUUGGGAGAGAUUAGUUUUAAUUCAAAUGAUAUUACAUUUAUCAUCAAUUGCACACAAGGCCCAACCGAAACUUGACUUUCGCUUUUAACCCAACCCUUCAGAAUCGGAGAGGUGCAGGGGGCGGCCACAUUGGGCACCCAGGGAGCUGUUGUUGUGGGAGGUUAACUGCCUUGGUCAAGGGCAGAACAACCUUUCGGUUACUGGCCAAAUUCUCAUACCGCUAGGCUACCUGAAACCUUAUAUCAACCUUGAAUGGAUUUUAAAAGAGAACUGAUCGACAAAGGCACUUUUUUACAGAUGAUGGAAAGGAAUUACUAAUAUCGCCCCCUUUUGAAAUUAUAUGAUUUUUGUUAUCAUUAUUAUCACUGCAUCGUGUCAUUUCCCUUUUUGCAAUGUGACAAAGUUGUAACCUUGAAAGCAUCAUGGAUCUCAGCCUUGGAAUGCUGUAUGUUUGUUUCUAUUAGUAUUUGUUGUGUUUAACUGUGACAGAGUGGAGGAACAUUACUGAACUGGAAACAUAGGACCAUUCUUCUGUACAUGCUGUGCAAGGCUUUUUGAUUUUUGUAACGCCCCAAAUUCCCAUGAUCUUCCAUGAUCACUCCUAAAGUCUUUGGAAGAUUGUUUCUUUGACUUGUAAUUCACAGUCACACAGAUUGUGUGUAAAAGACACAAUGCACAAAAUAAGUUAUCCGUAUGAGCACAUUAAAUAAUUUCAAGUUUGAGUCUCAGAAUCACAAAAGAUCUUAAUUUUAUAGAGUAAAAAAUAACUAGGUAGAAGAAUCAGUCCGAAAAUGAAAGGAUGGAAUUAUUAGAGCUUGGAUGGAAUUAUUACAGUUUGAACAGUGAUAUGAAACCUACAUUCUGGGUCAUUCUUUAUAUUGUGUUUGUAAAUAAACAUGUUUGGAUUUUC